AUGAAGGCUACAGCUGUUGCUCUGCCAACAGCAUCUGAAGUCGGUGGUAAAGUUGAUAACGCCUCAUUAAAUCAGUUUGAAGUGACACACUUAGGCAACGAAGCUAAAGAUGGUCUGCAUGAAGUGAGGUUGAGGAGCAUAGGUGCACGGCUAGAAUCAAGGAUGGGGAGAACGAAAAUGCCACAACGAUGGAACAGAAAUCUGGUUAAGGAGAUUGCUUUCACUUUUAACCCUGUGCUAAGAAUGCGAGUAGGAUGA
Molecule: messenger RNA, 258 nt
Organism: Protopolystoma xenopodis
Lineage: Eukaryota; Metazoa; Platyhelminthes; Monogenea; Polystomatidea; Polystomatidae
Source: the annotation of a GenBank genome assembly